UUUUGCCAAUUUAUUUCUACUGUUCAAUAUUAAUGUGAAGCAGAUAUGUAGGAUAUGGGGCAUUAUGAGGUAAUUCUCCUACAUCAACUAACUACUGUCUCAAUUAAGGUUUGAGGCUAGAUUUCUGCAAACAGCAACAUAUUUUCUAUAUCAAUGUGCGUUUACAACUUUGACCUUGUUAGAAUUAUUUAGUGGACAAUUCUCUUAAAGGAUUAUUCCGGGUUCAAUACAAAUUAAGCUGAAUUGACAGCAUUUGUGGCAUAAUAUUCAUUACCACAAAAAUUUAUUUAUAUCCAUAAACAUUUAAAUACUUAAUUUCAGGGGGGCCUGGGUAGCUCAUCAAGUAAAGACGCUGAAUUCCACACCUGGAUUUGCAAGUUUAAAUCUAGGGUGUGCUGAGUGACUCCAGUCAGGCUUCCUAAGCAACCAAUUGGCCCGGUUGCUAGGGUGGUUAGAGUCAUGUUGGGUUAACCUCCUUGUAGUCACCUAAUGUGUUUCUGUGUCUCAGAUUUGUGCGUGGAUGCCGCAGGGAAUAGUGUGGACCUCCACAUGCGCUACAUCUCCGCUGUAACGCUAAACAAGUCACAUGAUAAGAUGUGCGGAUUGACGGUCUCAGAUGCGGAGGCGGCUGAGAUUCGUCCUCCGCCACCUGAAUUGAGGUGAGUCACAACGCCACCACGAGGAGUUAGAGCCCAUUGGGAAUUGGGCAUUCAAAAUUGGGGAGAAAAUCCAAAAAAACUAAAAUAAAUACUUUGUUUCAAAUGUAUAGUAAAAAGACGUAAACAAUUUGUGCGUAAAUAUAAUUUUAGUGUUUUAAACAACUUUACAGCUCAAACAAUACAAGUUAUAACAGAACAAUUAAUGUAAGUGCUUUUAUGGCAUUAUAAGCUCACCGAUUCUUGAGAUACGAGACAAAACAUGUUUUUAUUUUUUAAUACUAAAUUAAUUUGAAAUGGAUAUAUUUGUAGACAAAGGUCUCAGCUAACGAACAAUGUAAUGGAACAGGUUUUUAUAAAAACACUUUUUUUUUUUUUAUUCUUUUGAAAAUUGACAUUUAUUCACUUCAUAAAUUGCAUCUUACUGUCAUUUGUGUCAACUCCAUCAGACACCAAAAGCGUGCUAUUUUAAUUUGAUUUAUCCAACAAGUGUAAAGUCUUUAAUUAUCUAAUUAAUUAAUCUAGCCAUUUCCCUCCCAGUUGAAGAUUUCUGUAUAAACUACACUAAAAUGUCAAAAUUGAUCCCACAAUUUUAACAGAAAUUACAAUAAUGAGAAUGACGGAGUUGACAAGCUGUGAAAGCAGAUACAUUGUUUAAAAUAUGAAAAAUAUAAAACGUACCAGACCACGUGUCCUACUGUUGUAGGUAUACACAUUUCCUUUAGAUUUUACUUUUCCAGUAAUUUUAUUAUGAAUUUCUUGAUUUUAAUAAUAAAGAUGACAUUUGUUUGUAAGACAAUUUUUGUCCCUUAUCUCAAGAAUAAUUCAGCUUCACAUUUCUGUUUAAACCCUUCAAAAAUUUGCCCCAUUCACGUCCAUUGUAAGUGUCUCACUGUAACCUCGAUCAUUGCCUCUUGUUUUUCUUUUUAGAAAAGGAGGUACAAGUUGAAAUGUAUCUUUGUGGUAAUCAACAUUAUGCCACAAAUUCUGUCGAUUAAUCUUAACUGGUACUGAACCCGGAAUAUUCCUUUAAGACUGGGGCAGAGGAUUGAACUCAACUUCCACACACAUAGAUAUUAUAUAGAGACUAGAUGCCCUAUUGGCCGCUGCGCACUGAGAAAUACGGCCGCCAUCUUAAACCAGUCGUACUCCUAGUUUUUUUGCGCGGCAGCAGUUAAGAUGCCAGAGCACUGUGGAGCAUUUUCCUGUUCUAAUCAGCGGACCAUCGCAAAUAGGGCCCGGGGGAUUACUUUUCACAAGGAAGUUUUAACAUUACCGUACUAUUGGUUGUAUUUUGUGAAUAGAAUAUUACCAGAUAAUUGAGGAGGAGCAAGGAUCUUUGAUAUUACUGUACUGAAAUCGUAACCAGCUAACGUUAGCUAGGUGUGUGUGUGUGUGUGUGAGAGAGAGAGAGAGAGAGAGUGUGUGUGUGUGUGUGAGUGUGAGAGAGACAGUGUGUUCGUGUUUGUGACUGUUCGUGUUUGUGUGUGUGUGUGCGCUUGUUUGUUUGUGAGAGUGUGUGUGUGUGUGUGAGAGAGAGAGUGUGUGUCAAAUCAUUAUAAAUAGUUUCUUCAAUUUAUUAAAAUAUCUUACUUUACUGCAACUAUCUGUUUCUGAUUCUUUAUCAUAUUUAUAGUGUGUGAUUUAUAAAAUACCUUAUAUCCUACAUCACAUAUUUUGAUUUUGGACGUCUGGUCACUUUAUAUCUUAUAUCGGAAUAUUAUAUUACUGUUAAGCCUACUAUGAAUAUUAAAAUACGCCGAACCAUGUGUCCUGUGUAUCAUAGCUACAUGAAUGACCUUUGCAGCAAAAAAACUCCGCGUGAAAAUCAGUUCGAUAUUCAGUGAGGUAUGAUUAAUUAAAUGCGCUGACAGUUAAUUGCACCUGCCAUACAGAUUACCCUGAGUGGAGCGGGUGACCGAUCUAAGAUGGCGGCGCCGCGGCUCGUCCGCGCCAGUAGGCAAGCGGUCGAUAGGGCGUGUAUCUAUAUGAUGUCUAUGUGUGUGUGAAAGUAUGAUGUAUAUCAUAGUAGUUUGUUUGACUGCAUAAAGACUUGGUCAUUGAGGCACACUGCUGCAUAUGCAAAUAUAAUUAUGUGCGAGUUAGUUUUAAUCUGCUCUAAACUAUGAGGGGGUUCUGUGUGAAAAUGUUUAUUUAUUCGUUGUUAUUACUGUUUACUCUUGCAUAAGGUAAGUUAUAUUAUGUAUAGUGGGCUAUAUGACAAUGCACAGUAGAGGCCAUUCUUAAUCAAAGUUGAAAGUCCCGGGUCCAAGCUAUCAGUAGAUGGCGGUAAUGUUCUAUUUAAGUUUGCGAUCCGCCGUGAAGAAAGAACAAAAGUUGAAACACUAAUGUCGAGUAAUGGUAAUGGCUUCACCUUUUCUAGAACGUCCUGUUGAUAUCGGAGCCCAAAUUUUACAAAAAGCUCUUCGCAGAGAAAGAGUGUUUAGGGAUAGACAGAAUCCCCUGGCUUUCCCUGAUGAUUAUUUGUACGAGAGAUACAGAUUUUCGGCUGAGGGAAUCUGGUAUCUAUGUCUGCUUCUUGAGCCUUACAAUAAAAACCCGACGCAGAGAAGCCGUGCAACCACUGUGCCGCAAAUGUUAUGUAUCGCUUUGCGUUUCUUUGCAAGUGGUAGGUACUUGUAUGCGGUGGGUGAUGCGGAGAAUCAGAAAAACACCGUUUGCCGAACUAUUCGAAGAGUGGUUCUCGCAUUGCAGAGAUACUUAAACACAUUCAUUGUGUUCCCUGGCCAUUUACCUACCGAGGCCAUAAAAGAUGGCUUCAAUAAAAUAGCUGGAUUCCCAAGAGUCAUUGGAGCUGUAGGUUGCACACACAUUGCAAUCUCAACACCUAUAAAAGAAGUUCAGGCUGAUUAUUUUAACAGAAAGUGUACUCACAGCCUAAAUGUACAGAUGACUUGUGAUCAUCAAUGUAUGGUCACAAGCUUGGAUGCCAGAUGCCCUGGCUCAGUGCAUGACUCCAAAAUGUUCCUAGAGUCAGUGUUAUAUCAGCGCUUUCAGGAAGGGCUAUUUGAUGGAAUAUUGGUGGGAGGCAAAGCCUAUGCUUGCCAGAGUUUUGUGAUGUCCCCCUAUCCUGAUCCUGAGAAAAAAGCACAGCAUGACUUUAAUGCAGCCCUCAGUCAAACAAGGGCCAAGAUAGAAAUGACUUUUGCCAUUUUAAAGGGACGGUUUAACUGUCUUCAUGAACUAAGAGUGUCACCAGUGCGGGCAUCACAGAUUGUGGGUGCUUGUGUUAUACUCCACAACAUAGCCACCAUAAGAAAGGAGCGAGAGCCACAUGAAUACAAUCUCUCCCCUGAUGAUGUUGACCCCAUUACCCUGGACCAUCCGGCUGGCAAAGCUGUCAGAGAUGAGAUCACCACACAAUAUUUCAGUUAAAAAUGAAUAACAGCACAAUGGCGCUGCAGUUAAGUCUCUAAAUGACUUA
Molecule: messenger RNA, 4101 nt
Organism: Xyrauchen texanus (razorback sucker)
Lineage: Eukaryota; Metazoa; Chordata; Actinopteri; Cypriniformes; Catostomidae
Gene: harbi2
Product: harbinger transposase derived 2
Source: RefSeq, a predicted model, not a curated record